This is a messenger RNA of Limanda limanda (common dab), 2167 nucleotides long. RefSeq names its product hepatic nuclear factor 4, beta (gene hnf4b). The coding region runs from base 257 to 1510 and encodes 417 amino acids. Gene Ontology annotation, molecular function: nuclear receptor activity; zinc ion binding; RNA polymerase II cis-regulatory region sequence-specific DNA binding. Lineage: Eukaryota; Metazoa; Chordata; Actinopteri; Pleuronectiformes; Pleuronectidae. The record is from RefSeq and is a predicted model, not a curated record. The transcript has 10 exons. Gene Ontology annotation, biological process: anatomical structure development; cell differentiation; positive regulation of transcription by RNA polymerase II.
UUCAGUGCUGUGAGUGGACCAUCAAAGAGCAGCAGCAGCGGUAUUAGGACCGACACUGUCGAGAAGAUCGAAAGGGUCGAGGAGACAAAAACUGAAGCUGCAAGACACAGGGGAGAGGAAGAAGGAAAAGGAUCAGGCACCCUCAUGGAACGCCUGGGACGAGGAGCGAGCGUGUGAAGUUACAGUUACAGUUGGUUCUGGUGGAGUUUCACAUAUCAGUUAGAUUUUGAAAAACCCUGGAGCCUCGUCAGGGAGCAUGAAGCUCAGUGGGACCGUCCUGAAACUGGAGUUCACAGAGACCGAGCAUUUAAACAACACAACGGUGACACCACUGCAAACAAACACAACAGAUUCAGGAGUGUCAGAGCCCUCCCCUUCACCACCACAGCUGGAGAGAGGCCGGGCCCAGUGUUCGAUCUGUGCAGACAGAGCCACAGGGAAACAUUACAGCGCCUCCAGCUGUGACGGCUGCAAGGGCUUCUUCAGGAGGAGCAUCCGCAACAACCACACUUACAACUGCAGGUUCAACAGUCAAUGCACGGUGGACAAAGACAAACGGAACCGGUGUCGUUACUGCAGACUGCAAAAGUGUUUCAAGGCUGGAAUGAGAAAAGAAGCUGUUCAGAAUGAGAGAGACUGCAUCAACAGUCACAGAGCCAAGGGACAGACAGUGGGCACUCUGUCCAUCACUAUGCUCCAGCGGGCAGAGGCCAGCGUAACACAGUGGACUCACACAUUUGGCUUUUGCUGCUGUCAGUUUCCAGCUCCGGUCUCACCCAUCAGUGAUGACAUCAACACCAAGAAGACGGCCUGCGUGGGUGACGUGUUUCACUCCAUGAAGCAGCAACUCCUCCUGCUGGUGGAGUGGGCAAAACACAUCCCCGAGUUCUGCAGCCUCCCUUUGGACGACAGGGUGACCUUGCUACGAACCCACUCUGCAGAGCAUCUUAUUCUCGGGGCUGCACGCCGCUCUUUGCCUUGCAACAAUCUCAUUCUUCUAGGCAACGACUUUGUGAUUCCCCUGAGAGGCGCCCAGACAGAGGUGUCCAGAGUGGCUUUCAGGAUCCAAGAGGAGCUGGUCAAACCUCUCAGAGAGCUGGACAUCGCAGACACAGAGUUUGCUUGUCUCAAAGCCAUCGUCUUCUUCAGCCCGGACUGUCCAGGUUUGGAGAGUCCUCAUCUCGUUCGACAUCUGCGGUUCCAGGCCCAGCUGCUGCUGGAGGAGGCGACCUGUGAGCAGAGGGGAAGGUUCGGGGAGCUCCUGCUGAUCCUGCCCGCCCUGCAGAGUGUGGCCUGGCAGAUGGUGGAGACGCUGCACUUAGCACAGCUGCUGGGUGAAGCCAGAAUGGACAGCCUGUUGCAGGAGAUGCUGCUGGGAGAAGGUACAGUUUCUCCUCUUCCUUCAGACAACAGUGAGCAGCAAAGAGCUUCACCUUCAAACCAGAUCUCUGCCAUGUCCCACGUCUCAACAUCUCCUCCAGGCGUUUCUCCUGCUGCCCACGCAGACUAAACUGAGGUGCACGGACACAUCACUGCUGCCAACGUGACCCCGACAUGUACCAGUGGCACCUGUCUGCAAGAAACGUCCAAAAACAACAACUUGUCCAGGGAAUGGAGUGUAAUGAGCUUGAGACAACACAUACUUAAAUAUUCACACACAUCCACAUUGUACAUACAUAUACCAGUACUGUCACCCACUGUAAAAAUACUUGUUACUUGUUUACUUGGAUCCACAGGAGUGAUGCUAUAAUCCUUCCUAAUUUAAUAAUUAUAAUAAUUAGAAGAAGAAGAAGAAGAACGUUAUUUGUACAGCACUUAUCUAAACAAGGUUACGAAGUGCUUCACACAAAAGUCCAUGGCAAAUUGAAGAAUCCAUUUUAAUAAAAGAUAUUCUGUUCGGUCAUAUUAAAGACACAAAUCAUAACAUAAUAAGGUUGAGACCUUGAGUUUGUAGAGAAAACCCAACAGCUUUAAUCUUGUGUUUUUGUGUGUAAUAUUGUUAAUUUAUCUUAGACAAGAUAUAAAUAAAGUUUCACCUGUUUCACCAUGCAAGUGAAUCACUGGAUCAACAACAUUUAGUGCAUGACUGUAAAUGAAAGUGUCUGACAUAUGCAAAUAGGUGCAUUCCACUGAACUGUAUAAGCACAAUUAAAUCAGUGCAACACAU